This is a messenger RNA of Lentinula edodes (shiitake mushroom), 1013 nucleotides long. RefSeq lists its product as uncharacterized. Lineage: Eukaryota; Fungi; Basidiomycota; Agaricomycetes; Agaricales; Omphalotaceae. The transcript is spliced from 3 exons. Bases 99 to 905 code for a protein of 268 amino acids. The record is from RefSeq and is a predicted model, not a curated record.
GUGGUAUUUAAAGGGUGUACGAUUUAGAUUCUCUCUUUUCAUCUAUAGACCUGCAUUGAAGCUCUGGUCCGACACGAACUCUCUCUACUUGAUUAACGAUGGAUCCUACUAUGCUUCACAAUCGCUCCUUUGCAGAGGCGGCUUGUCCCUAUCCUUUGGGUAGGCAUGAACGAGACGCACUUAGCACCCUGCUGAUUCUGGAGGAAGAUGGCGAAGACGACUAUAGCGCAGAUGACGAAUAUGACAUGGACUUCGAGAGUUCGUUUGACACGUCUUUCGACUGUGAACGUCCGUCAUUCGACCGUUGGUAUUCCAAACUCCCAGCUACUCCGUCAAGGGCCCUCAAUCGUGGCAUUCCGAAUAUGCACUCCCCUUCUGCUAUUCGCACACUUAUUGUGGAUAAUGAAAGCGAAUUCGAGGAAGACGAAUCAGAUGAAGAACUUCUUGAGGGACACGAGUGCCCUCCAAACUGCUACCUUUGCUCUAUCAGUGCAGUCAUCUACAAGAUCGAGUAUCCAGAACUUUAUGAAGAAUGCGAUAAUCUGGACGACGAAGACGAUUUCGAAGACUGUACUGCAUCUGCACCUACUACACAUUGUGUACCGGAAUGUAUCAGUUGUGCACGGGAGCGCCUCCGCGCGGAGGGUUACAAAUUCCCUGCAUACCAGUACGAUCACAGCGACCAUAUUCCGGACGAUGACGAAGCAAAGGUCGAGGAGAAAAUAAAACCUUGGGGGCAGAGAAUUUCGCGGGAGGAGGUAGAUCCACAAAUCAACAUCGUUUUUACUACACCACCUCCUGACUCUCAGAAGGCAGAGUCAACGACUCUACCUGUAAAACUAAACGAAAUCUUUCCGCGAGUAUUUUUUCCGCCGCCAAAACCCUCAUCGAGCACCUGCGUGUGAUCGUUGGGUGAUAAUCGAUGUGUAUUUGUCUGGCAUUAUUUAUCAAGCUUGUGUAUACCUUAUCUAGUGUCUAAACAUAUGUGUGUAAUUCUAUGUACUUAAAGUAUA